GCCCCCUCCUGUCGCCCUCCCCCAAACGACGGUGGCCGCACUGGGAGCAAAAGCAUCCAGCACGUCCAACGAGGGCCAUGCCGGAGCCUGCGCUCGGCCCCGCAGGGACGGCGUGUGCGCGUGCGCUUGCGCAGAGGUGUAACGCUGGAAGGUACGCUGAGGCUUUGGAGGUGGAGGCGCGGCGCCCGGAAGGUGAGAACCAUGUGUGCUCAGUACUGCAUCUCCUUUGCUGAUAUUGAAAAAGCUCAUACCAACAUUCGAGAUUCUGUCUACCUCACGCCAGUGCUCACAAGCUCCAUUUUAAAUCAAAUAGCAGGGCGCAGUCUUUUCUUCAAAUGUGAACUCUUCCAGAAAACUGGGUCUUUUAAGAUUCGUGGUGCCCUUAAUGCCAUCAGAAGCUUAAUUCCUGACACUUUGGAAGGGAAGCCCAAAGCUGUUGUUACUCACAGCAGUGGAAACCAUGGCCAGGCUCUCACCUUUGCUGCCAGACUGGAAGGGAUUCCUGCUUACAUAGUGGUGCCUCAAACGGCUCCCAACUGCAAGAAACUGGCAAUUCAAGCCUAUGGAGCUUCUAUAGUGUACAGUGAACCGAGUGAUGAGUCCAGGGAAAAGGUCACUCAAAGAAUUAUGCAAGAAACAGAAGGCAUCUUGGUCCAUCCCAACCAGGAGCCUGCAGUGAUAGCCGGACAAGGGACAAUUGCCCUGGAAGUGCUGAACCAGGUUCCCUUGGUGGAUGCACUGGUGGUCCCAGUAGGGGGAGGAGGAAUGAUUGCUGGAAUAGCCAUUACAAUUAAGGCCCUGAAACCCAGUGUGAAGGUAUAUGCUGCCGAACCCUUGAAUGCAGAUGACUGCUACCAGUCCAAACUGAAAGGGGAGCUGACUCCCAAUCCUCAUCCUCCAGAGACCAUAGCAGACGGUGUCAAGUCGAGCAUUGGCUUAAACACCUGGCCUAUUAUCAGAGACCUUGUAGACGAUGUCUUCACUGUCACAGAGGACGAAAUCAAGUAUGCAACCCAGCUGGUGUGGGAGAGGAUGAAACUGCUCAUUGAACCCACCGCUGGCGUCGGACUGGCGGCGGUGCUGUCGCAGCAUUUCCAGACAGUCUCUCCAGAAGUGAAGAACAUCUGUAUUGUACUCAGUGGUGGGAAUGUAGACUUAACCUCCCUAAGCUGGGUGAAGCAGGCUGAAAGGCCGGCUCCUUUCCAGACUAUUUCUGUUUAAAUUCAUGAGGGAGAAGUUGUCUCUAGAUGAAAAUUGUUUUCCGUC
Molecule: messenger RNA, 1266 nt
Organism: Peromyscus leucopus (white-footed mouse)
Lineage: Eukaryota; Metazoa; Chordata; Mammalia; Rodentia; Cricetidae
Gene: Srr
Product: serine racemase
Biological process (GO): D-serine biosynthetic process; L-serine metabolic process; pyruvate biosynthetic process
Cellular component (GO): cytoplasm
Molecular function (GO): magnesium ion binding; ATP binding; serine racemase activity
Source: RefSeq, a predicted model, not a curated record